AUGAAGGCUAAAGUACAUCUCACUGUAGGAUAUCCAAGCAAAACUUUUCACAAGGAAUUGAAAGUUGGCAAAGCAAUAACAUUAUCAUUAAUGCAUCCCCACAGAGAAUUGUAAGAGCUGUGCUAAAAAUAUCACACUUCGAAAGAUUGCUGUCGAGAAAGUGCUUCAGCUGAUGAACACACAGUUAAAUGACAUUUGUUCCAGAAAACAGCCAUCUAUUCUCAGAGAUAACACAAAGGAUGAAAUCGUGAGCUCUGCCUUCGAGGUUUUUCUCGGAGGGUGA
This is a messenger RNA of Porites lobata, 283 nucleotides long. NCBI's taxonomy places the organism in Eukaryota, Metazoa, Cnidaria, Anthozoa, Scleractinia, Poritidae. The record is from the annotation of a GenBank genome assembly.